Molecule: messenger RNA, 4718 nt
Organism: Pecten maximus
Lineage: Eukaryota; Metazoa; Mollusca; Bivalvia; Pectinida; Pectinidae
Exons: 4
Coding region: 587-2164 (525 amino acids)
Molecular function (GO): protein binding
Source: RefSeq, a predicted model, not a curated record
UGGAUGAAUAGGAAAAUGCCUUGACGCUAGGGUUUAUUCGUCUACAACAAACUUUGCAGUAUGCAUUCGAUUUUCUCAUUUAAAAGAAAAGCCAAAAACUGAUGGAAGUAAAACGAAAGAAGUCAUCUAGAAUUCAAGUUACAUGAAAGAAGCUUCACCAAAAUGGACAAUUUUCUACCACUCCUCUCUGCAGUAGAAGCACUUGUUUAUUCAAAAUUGUCUGUAAACAAACUGUAAUUAUUUUGACUGAAAACGUUUUACUGAUGAUUGCCAUUGCAACAAAUUUGUGUGAAAAGUAUAUGAUGCUGGCAGGGAGACUUUCAUCAGUUUUGAUGUUUUUCUUUCGCUUUGCCUGGCAUUCUAGAUUCACAUUACCAAGCAUCCUUGUAACAGCAUGGACACUUAAUAUUCGUGUUCGAGUAGAGAUUGAAUUUCAAAAUGUAGGAUAAUCUAAUAUGUCUUGAAAUUUGUGCUGUUUUCUUUUAAAUAUCAAUAUAAUAAGUCUGAUAGCUGUAAUAAUGUAAUCAGUAGUAAAAACUGAUUUUCUUCACAUUCCGUCCAAACAACCUGUGAUAUUUUAUCGACAAUGAGUCGUGGUGUAAGAGACUUGCGUGAACUGAUAUGUGUUUCCCGUCUGACCUUUCGGACCAGUGAUGACGAAGAACCCCAAUUUCUCACAGAUGAGGAAGUGGUAACCAAAGACUUUGAUCAGUUAUCUAUAAGUAGUUCCGAUUCAGUAGGAGGCAUAGAGGCAACUAAUGGAGGGAGGCACAUAUCUCCAGAUUCUGGGUGUGUUACCAAUGGAAGCACCCCUCCAGAACUGCCUAUUGAGGAGGAUACACCCCAAUCCACCACACCUAUCAUUGUCAAAUCUCCACCUGUCCCUACCAAGGUGGGCAGGGCUAGAAGAAAGACAAAGAGGGCUCGUCACAAAGUUUUGAGCACAGAACCGUCUAGACACGAACUACCAAAACCACCAAGAAUCCCUCCAUUGCGAUCACAAUACAAGAAAAGCUUAAGUUCUGAUAAUGACUCUGAUGUGGAUAUGGAGUCUAGGCCUGUGCACAGAUACAGCUCACAGAUGACAAAGUCACAGGCUGAGGGGAACUUUGAUGACAUUCUGUGCUAUAUGGAUGCUACUAUUGUCUCCAACUGGUUGGAAAGAGCCAACAAGAUGGUCUCCGAGAUAACUGCCUACUGUAACAGUGAGGACAACUUUGUGACAUUUGCACAUUUCUGGUUUUCUGGUUUCGAAGAUGUCCAGAAAAUUGAAUUGUUUGAUUUAGAGCAUAGUAUUUUAAUUGAGGAGAUGAGCUUUGCUUUUGCGGUGGGGAAAGACCAGGGGAAAGUGAAUCAAAGAGACAUCAAUAACUUUAUCAGAGCCUUGUUCAGGGAAUAUCCAGACAAACUGCUAAGUACCAAAGGACCAAAUAUGUUCUUGAACCACUUGGAUGUUCUGUCAUCACAGAAACACGCUCAGUAUAAAAUGCUGUUGUCAGAUGUCAAGUGUUCUACAAAAAACAAACAAUAUGCCCAAUGGAUACUGGCCACUCGUUCAUUUGCCUUAGUCAGUGUUUGGUCAGCUGUAGUGAACUUUUAUCGGAAUCUACUGGGUAAGGUAUUGCCACCAAGGCCGUCCUCAAGUCGUCCCUCUCCAGACGAGGACAUCAACCUCACACGACUAGGACAGGCCAUCAGAUUGGGUUUUGUGGAUGUGGUGCACUACUACUUCACUGAAGGUCUUAUUAAACCACACUUCAUUGAUGCACAUGGUCGCACCUUCAUCUUCUCUGCUGUUAUGUACAACCAGUGUAGUGUGGUACACUACCUCACCAGCAGAGUGAAGCCUGUGAUAGAUGUGAACCAGCCAUCUGACACUGGUAACACUCCCCUACAUGCAGCAGCAAACAGUGGUAACGAUCGGCUGGUGGAGAUUUUGUUACGAUGUCCCAACAUUAAUGUAAACACCAUCAACCCGCAGUGUGAAGAUUCUACACCUCUACACCUGGCAGUUAUGCACGGUCACAAAACUGUGGUUGAAAUGCUUGUUAAAGCCAAAGCUGACUUGUCACUAAAGAUGGGAGAUUUGAAUGCAGAGGACAUUGCUAAACAGUUUGGUAGCUUCUCUACUUUACGGGUGCUAAGAGAUUGUGCAAGACCGUAGCAAGGUGAAAGUAUGAAAGUCAUUUUGUUUUGACUCUAUGUACAAGCCAAGCAUUUCUUUGUGUUACAAGUGACUUGAGAGGAUAAGCAACUGUUUGCUUAUACUGUAACUGAAGAUAUUUUCAAUACACGAUGUGUGAAAGGAGAGCACUAUUUAUAAGUUGUUUGUUGAUAAAUGUAUUUGUUGACUAAUACUUCAUUAGGACUAUAUUAUAUAUGUAUAUAUAUAUUCUUACUACUACAUGUAUAAAUUGUACAUGUAGCAAGAUAAAAAAAACUACCCUAGUUUUUUGGCUAAAGUAUCUGUACAAGAGAGUGGUUGUAUUUUUUGUAAAUUUGUUUCAUUGUAGGCAGUUUGACUCACCACCAGGGAGACAAUCAAACAAUUCUAUAGUGAAAGGUCAUAAUGAUGUGCUUAUAUUGGGCAACUUAAUACAAAGUAUUGAUUGUUUGAUAGAAUGUAUAAUUUAUUAAGUGUUUGUGAUAAAUCCUAUGUGCAGAUGGCAAUUAAACAUUGUCGUAGUACAUUUAUUUAUUUUUUACUUGAGUAGAUUUUAUGACAGAUGUGUUGUUUUUGGAUUGAUUUGUGAAAUGUGAUGUUUACAAGUUAGUAUGACUUUCUUAUAAGUUAUAACUGUGCUUGAUAAUUUACAAGUAUUAACCUGGUACAAAAUAUGGUGUAUUCUGAUUACCAGAGUUACUUCCCUUCAUUUUACUAGCGGUACUGCUUAUUGAUGAAAAAUAAUAGAUUCCAAUUCCCUCCUCCCUCAAUGAUGUGUUCUCUUCCGAGAAAAAAACUAUAAUACCAUUUUGCCUGUAAAUAUUUGAGCCAUAUACAAAUCCUGAAUAAACAUUUUGCUAAACCAUGGCCUUAUAUGUAUGUAUAGGUAGUUGUCAUGGACAGAACGUGUACAGAAUGAAAGGUUUUUAAUAUCUAGAAGUACAGCUUGCCUGAUCACCUUCCUUAACACUGCACAUUUGCUAUGUUUGUUACAUAUAAAAUGAAUGUUAUUGUUAUAUAGUUUAAUUUGCUGACCAUGUUAUCAGCCUAAUAAGAAUUUUAACUUAUAUUUCUAUUCUUUUACCCUACAAUACACUCUAGUAUUAGAUUUUGUGACACAUCACUUGAUCAAAUUGAUAAAUCUGCCAAAGAGUUUAAUUAUAAAUGCCUUUAACUUUACAGCACUUAAUAUUUCCAUUGUGUCAAUAUUUUUCGUAACUCUUUAAAUAUAAUAAUAUAUGAUUCAAAAACAAAGAAGAUUUUUGAAAAGAUAACAUGCUGAUAGCUUCUUGAAAAGGCAAACUACUGUAUAUUUAAGAUGGAGACAACACAUUUUUUCCUGCAUGUUUAUGUGCUGGUUAACGUUGCUGAUUUUUCUUAAGGUUAGGAUAUACAUUUCAAUGAUGCACUUGCAUAACCAUUCUUGAAUUCAAUUACCACAUAGACAGCAAAGGGUUAUCCAAACGUGUAGAUGCUUUGAAUCUUUCUUAAAUAUAAGAUUAGGAUAUUUAGGAGAUAUAAACAACUGUAAUUAGAGAGCCAAUGCAACAGACUGUUCUUAACCUUUGAUGAUUGAGUUCAGUAUUAAAAUUAAAGUGAUAUAUUUCAUGAAAGAAUACAAAAUACUGCUUGAAUGGAAAACUCAUUCUCUGUACUACCUACCUAUAAUUGCUGUCAAGAUUUGAGCCGACUCAUAAUGCCAACAGUCAUUUUGAAAUGGCUAAUUAAGUGUACUGAUAAGAAGUCUCUGUCACCUGAAAAUAUUGUUCAUAUCACAUAGAAUUAUUAAUGUACAUUAAAAUAGAAUUACAGUUAUAAUUUUCCAUUCUCAAUAUAAAUCUAUCCAUCUGUUGUUUUUUUAGCAUACCUCUAAAACAGUUCAACACUUCAUAAAACAUCAAUCAAGUGGUUUGUUAGUGCCUUUGCUAUGAAGCACUUUUCAGUUUAAAUAUUUCCAUGGUUUCCAUGGAAACAAAUAGUCCAAAUAUUUCGAAAAUAGCUUAUUAAUAAGAUAAAUUCAUAAAACUUUCUACACUCAUUAAUCCAGUGGUCUAGUAUUGCUUUUGCUGUUAUUAUAAUACAGGAGUUUUCAAUUUUGAUAUUUCUUUAAUUAUGAAAACAGCUUGUCUAAUUCACUGGUUCCAGUGUUUCCUGAACAUAUCUGCAGAGCUUUCAAAAUCACUUCCUUUAACUUUAUACAUCCAAUGUGUUUAUCAGAGUUUAAUCACCAAUUCCGUUCUAUCCUUCUUGUUGACUUUUACCUCUAAACAUUCAGAUAAAUAAUCACAGCGUGACAUGCCCAUGACUAGGCUCUCUUGGCGAAGGAUGUAUGAUGCCAGAUUUCAGUUGUAUGGUCUCAUUUAACAGAACAUUAAGGUAUCAGUAUAAUAUUGUUAUCAAUGCAUAUCAAGCUGUAUUCCAGUGUUGUUGAGUAUACAUUGUAUGUAUGCCGGUUGCCUUCAGUCUUUGGUGAGCUGCUGUGAUGUCUUAGUUAUAAUUACAUCAGGAAACCAGAAAAAAACUCUUUUGUAUAAUAAAGUGUUUGUUAUAUCUA